CUGAAAAUAAGGAAGAAAAAAAAGGAAGAAAAGUCUGGCAUAUUCUUCCUGUAAUCUCAGGUUGAUAUAAUUUAAGAUAAUUUUUCAUAUCCAUUUACAUUAAAAAAGAAGGAUUAACUGAGUGUAAAGGCUGUGGUCAGGAAAUGCUAGAGCAUUGCAUUAAUUCUGGGAUAGUUACAUUAAAUUAGCCAUUUAUGGUCUAGAACUGUAUCAUAUUUUGUACUAGCAGGUAUUCAUUUGCUACUGUAGGAAUUUCAGAUGGCCGUGACCAUAAUUUGGGAGUGAUGGAGCAUUGCACUGAGGUUCUGAAGAUGCUUUGUAAUCCUUAAAAUGGUGAAAGAAUUUGAUUUUGGAGCAGAAUUGAGUUAGUAAAAUCCUUAUUGGUAAUGUUUCACAUUUGUGUUUAUAUUAUUAUCUGAUCUGUGGACCUGACUUACUCUGUUAUGGCACCAUCAGAGAAUUCCAUUGGGGAAUUUUGUAGUUCUGCAAGAAGGAUUGUUGCCUCAUCAUCCCCAAAAUUAGUGCUGGAGUUUUAAAGCCAGUUGGAGAGAAGUAGGUUUGGUAAAUGACUUGGGGAGGAAGUGUUGACAGCACACGGUCAGGGGAUGUGAGUUCUUUGCUCCUUUGUGUUCUCAGUCUCAUAUUCUGGGGUAGAUCAGUGGCUUCCUCUUGAAAUCACCAUCUCUGGGCACCACUUGCUGCUCCCUUUGCUGGAAGAGUUCAGGGGGGUCCCAUGAUUCUACCUUAGAGGUAUCUCAGGUUUUGAGCACUUCAGCCUUCAUUCUUACAGCCUGGCUUAUUUUAUUGUCCACCUUCCUUGGCCGUUGUUGGCUCUGGGCUCCUGGGGUGGAUCUCAUUGCAGUGGGGCUGUCAGAUGUGUUCUGCCCCAAAGUCGUUGGAGUUUCCAUCAUGGUUUGGAUUUCAAUGCUUAGACUUAAUCAAUUCUUGUGGUAGGUAAUGGUAAUUUUUUUUUAUGAGAUCCAGAAGAGCAAAGUCAAGGUUGAUGCUACAACAGUGAAAGGACUAUACUUUUGAGACUCACAAAAGCACUUGCACUCCCUGUUCCUCUCUGCACCACCCAGUUCAUGUGGUUCUGAGUUCAGCUCUUACUCUCUGUUCACUUCCAACAGCUCCUAAAACUCUUUGUCUUCGGUGUGAUACUGUCACUUUUUCCUGACUCUUGGAUACAAGAGGGCAGGAAAGUACAAGAUUUUAAUCUUGUGCAACAGAGAAUUUUUUUGGCCACAGGUUUUUCACCUGGGAAAGCCUUGAGCUCUGUGUAACCUGGAGCCACUUCAUCUGCACUGAGAACUUGGGUAAAAACCCAACUUAUUGGGUUGCAGCAAAUUGCAAAAUAAUUCAGAUUCCCCACACUUCAGUAUUUAGGAGCAAUGUAAAUAGCAUGUUGGAAUGGUGAUUUAUCCUGCUAUCUUGUGGAAACACUCUGUCAAAGAAAGGUAACGUGCUUUCUCCUGCUCUAGAAGUGACUUUGUGUAGCUGUGCCUCAACAGAGAGAUUCAGCAUCCUCGAGACAGACAGACAGGCAGAGCAAAGGUGACUUCUUUGUGCACAGUAGCUAAUAUAUAUUAUUAUGCUAAGAUAGAAAGCAAAGUAAUAAAGAAAACUGGAUUGUACAAAGUAUUGCUUAUGUUUUUCUUGCAUUUUUGGGUAAAUAGUUCUCUGUGUGUGUCAGUGUGACACAUUAAUCCAGUAAAACCAAUAACACAAUAACGUUGCUGACCAUAAAUUCUCCUUUUUGUUUUGUUGCAGUUAUUUGUGAAUGCACUUAGCUGAAUAUGGAUCCAGGUGGCGGAAGUUUGGGAUUGCAAACACAAGAAUCCAAAAUGCCUCACACUAUGAUUAUGCAGGAUUUUGUGGCUGGAAUGGCUGGCACUGCCCACAUCGAUGGAGACCACAUUGUGGUGUCCGUGCCCGAAGCUGUCCUGGUGUCCGAUGUCGUCACGGACGACGGGAUCACUCUGGAUCACGGCCUGGCAGCCGAGGUUGUCCAGGGGCCCGACAUCAUCGCGGAGACCGACGUUGUCACGGAGGGGGUCAUUGUGCCCGACUCCGUGCUGGAGGCUGACGUGGCCAUCGAAGAGGCUUUGGACACCACUGACCACGUGUUGACCUCUGACCUAAUCACGGAAACCGUCAGAGUGCCCGACCAGGUGUUCGUGGCCGACCUCGUCACGGGUCCCGAGGGACACUUGGAGCACGUGGUGCAGGACUCGGUGUCCGGAGCCGCCUCCCCGACCAUGGUGUCAGAGGAGGUCCUGGUGACAAACUCGGACUCGGAAGCGGUCAUCCAGGCAGCUGGGACUGUGCCUGGCUCCACAGUGACCAUCAAAACAGAGGAUGAUGAUGAUGGCAAGAGCACAUCUGAAGACUACUUAAUGAUCUCUUUGGAUGAUGUUGGGGAGAAGUUGGACCACAUAGGAAGCACUCCCUUGAAGAUCAGCACCGAGGUGGCGAACGAUGACGUUGCCAAAGAUGAUGGGUUUGGCUCAGAAGUUAUCAAAGUGUACAUAUUUAAAGCUGAAGCUGAAGAUGAUGUUGAAAUAGGUGGGACAGAAAUUGUCACUGAGAGUGACUUUCACAAUGGCCAUUCUGUAGCUGGAGUGAUUGAACAAGGAGGUGUUGGGAGAAUGCAGCGAGAAAAAAUGGUUUACAUGGCUGUUAAGGACUCCUCUCAGGAAGAUGAAGAUAUUAGCUGUGCUGAAAUAGCAGAUGAAGUUUAUAUGGAAGUUAUUGUAGGUGAAGAAGAAGCUACAUCCCUUCCAGACACCCAGCUCGAGGACUCUGGCGUGAAUAAAACGUUUGUCCCUGUUGCUUGGGCUGCUGCUUACGGAGAUGAAAGAAGGCUUCCCCGAAGAUACGAAGAUGGUCAAGCGGCAGGAAAUAACUUGGAUACACGAUUAGAAAACAAAAACGGUAAUGCAACACAGUACCUGCAGAUUUGUGAUAGCAUUGGCACUAAUAGAGUGCUCAAACAAAAAGCCAAGAAAAGGAGGAGAGGAGAGGCCAGGCAAUGGCAAACAGCUGUUAUAAUAGGUCCUGAUGGACAGCCCCUAACAGUUUACCCUUGUCAUAUUUGUGGGAAAAAAUUUAAAUCCAGAGGAUUCUUGAAAAGGCAUAUGAAGAACCAUCCUGAUCAUAUGAUUAAGAAGAAGUACCAGUGUACAGACUGUGACUUUACAACUAACAAAAAAGUAAGUUUCCACAAUCAUCUGGAAAGCCAUAAACUUAUAAAUAAGGUUGAUAAAACUCAUGAGUUUACAGAGUACACGAGAAGAUACAGAGAAGCAAGCCCCUUGAGUUCCAACAAACUCAUCCUGAGGGACAAAGAGCCCAAGCUACAUAAGUGCAAAUAUUGUGACUAUGAGACUGCAGAGCAGGGACUACUGAACAGACAUCUGCUGGCAGUCCAUAGCAAGAACUUCCCUCACGUGUGCGUGGAGUGCGGGAAGGGAUUCCGCCACCCCUCGGAGCUGAAAAAGCACAUGAGGACCCACACGGGGGAAAAGCCAUACCAGUGUCAGCACUGUGUGUUCAGGUGUGCUGACCAGUCCAACCUGAAAACUCACAUCAAAACCAAACACGGCACUGACCUGCCCUUUAAGUGUGAGCACUGUCCCCAGGCCUUCGCCGACGAGAAGGAGCUGCAGCAGCACAUGGAGUUGUUCCAAGGGCACAAGACUCACCAGUGUCCCCACUGUGACCACAAGAGCACCAAUUCCAGUGACCUGAAGCGACACAUUAUCUCGGUUCACACGAAGGACUUCCCCCACAAGUGUGAGGUGUGCGAGAAGGGCUUCCACCGGCCCUCAGAGCUCAAAAAGCAUAGCGAGACCCACAAAGGGAAAAAGAUCCACCAGUGCAGGCACUGUGACUUCAAAACCUCAGAUCCUUUUGUACUUAGCGGGCACAUCCUCUCAGUUCACACCAAGGACCUGCCUUUUAAAUGCAAACGGUGUAAAAGAGGCUUUAGGCAGCAGAACGAACUGAAGAAGCACAUGAAGACCCACAGUGGGAGGAAGGUGUACCAGUGCCAGUAUUGUGAGUACAGCACCACGGACGCGUCGGGCUUCAAGCGGCACGUCAUCUCCAUCCACACCAAGGACUACCCCCACAGGUGUGAGUAUUGCAAAAAGGGCUUCCGCAGGCCCUCCGAGAAAAAUCAGCACAUCAUGAGGCACCACAAGGAGGCCAUAAUGUGACCGAGGAGCUGCAGGAGGAGGCGGUGUAGAAACUGUGAUAAUGCUAAUUGGGGAAAAAAAUAAAUCUCACGAACUGUUUCUCCUGGUUUCAAAGCUUGAUAUUAAACCAUAACUUUACAUUCUUUGUAUUAAAAGUCUUAAAAGUAUUAGGGUUGGCAGGGGAUCUCAUAGCCCUAUGAUUGUUGCUUAUCAGAACCUAAAGAGCACUAUAGAAUGGAGAGGUUGGAUGAAUGUCUUAAAAGUUGCAGGAAGAUGGAUGAAUGUCUUCAGGUGAAUAGUAUUUCCCGUGGCAAAGUACAGAAGACAGAGCAGAGCUGAUUGUGUGACCCAUUUUGUCAGUAACGUUUGUCUCCAAUAUGAAAACAGUUCAGAGUCGUGGUGGGGUGAGUUACAAAAGGUUUGCAAAGGAGCCCAGUCUUCACUUCUUGUGCAGUUUUGAACGGGGGGUUUUAGUCAGUCACUUCAUCCCAACGUUUUAAUUGUGCCUAGAAAUUGAAUUCCAGAACUGCUCAAAGUUGGGGGGGUUGUCCCUUGUUUGGUUUGAUUUUUUUUUUAUUUUUCUUUUUUUGAACAUUUCAUCAGGAAACUUUUUGGUUUCCUUUAUUAGUUUAGGUCCAAGAAGCAUUUUUUUACUGGUUUUCAAAGCUGCUAACCUAUUUUAUUGCAGGAUUUGAUGUUUGAAAUAGAGCACUAUGUUAUGGUCUCAGAGGUGGUGUUCUGGUGCUAGGGUUAAAGAUAUAUAUGUACAUAAUUUCCCUUUUUUAUCUGAAACUACAGUUGAAUGUUGUUCAGUAUGGCACAUAUAACAAAAUUAACUCUGAAUUUGACUUUUUUUUUAAGGAUAAAAUGGAUGCAGCUCAUAGUGUUGUGACAACACUAGUUUUUCUUCUCGCUACUUUAAAAAUCUUCUUUAAAAAAGAAUAUUAAAAACAGUUGAAAACUGUAGAGUUGUUUUUUUUUUUUAAUUAAAAUUCAAAGUACUUAGAAGUUCUUUAGGACAGUGUUCUUAACAGGUAUGACAAUUACUGUCCUACCUCCUAAUAGGAAAUUUUCCAUGUAGACAUAAAAUUGCACCUUUCAGUGGAUUCUUUUUAAAAAAAAAAAGAUCUAUACCAUGCUAUAAACAUGCAUUUUCAAUCUGUAAGAAAGUAUAUAUGCAGUAUUUAACCAGAAAAAUCUGCUGCCACUAGAGUUUGGAGGUGGAUCUUGAGUUUACAGUGUAUACAUUUAAAAUAUGCAUCCCUUUACAAUGCUUUGUGUUAGCAUGCUGCAGAUCCAAUGGCGCUUAUAUAACGAGCUGGUCUAGGGCUAUUUAAUGAAAAACCUGGUCAUAAAUGUUAUGCAUAUAAUGUGUAUUUUUUACUUUUUUAGUUGCUUCAUGUUUGCACACAGCUGUUCACAUGAGAAAUUGUAACUUCAUGCUAUAUUGUGGCUUUGUGUUCCAGAUAAUGUUCAUAUUUUGGUUUUUUUUUUUUUUGCACCAGAUGAGAAUCAGUUCCUUGAGAAUAAAUUUUUUUUAUAUUUCUAAACUUCAGAAAGUUAAAUUUGGGAAAUCUCUUAGACAAAUACGUGUUUUAUGUGGCUGUAAAAAAUGAUGUACACGCUGUAAAAUAAGAUUGUCACUGUUCUGUGGGAUUAUUAUUUCUAAAUGUGUUACUCAUCGUAACGGGCAUACAAUAAAACGCAUCUCUUGCACUCCAAA
Messenger RNA from Corapipo altera (White-ruffed manakin), 5922 nucleotides. It is a transcript of the gene ZNF711, whose product is annotated as zinc finger protein 711. The transcript is spliced from 8 exons. Bases 1797 to 4220 code for a protein of 807 amino acids. Gene Ontology annotation, cellular component: chromosome; nucleus. Lineage: Eukaryota; Metazoa; Chordata; Aves; Passeriformes; Pipridae. Gene Ontology annotation, molecular function: DNA-binding transcription factor activity, RNA polymerase II-specific; chromatin insulator sequence binding; metal ion binding. Gene Ontology annotation, biological process: regulation of transcription by RNA polymerase II. The record is from RefSeq and is a predicted model, not a curated record.